Molecule: messenger RNA, 555 nt
Organism: Symbiodinium natans
Lineage: Eukaryota; Dinophyceae; Suessiales; Symbiodiniaceae
Source: the annotation of a GenBank genome assembly
AUGGCUGCAAUCUCCGGGGUGACGUUCUCAGAGGCCUUCCUCGCGCAGAAGCGGGCCAAGCCUGCCGAGGUGACCCGCUGGGCCGUGACGAAGUUGGUGCAGGUAAUGCGCGAGUUCAUCCGCCGCAAGAAGGUGGAGACAUUGCUCCGGGCCGAGAGCAUGACGGUCAUGAUCGAUGACAAGGAGUCGCACAGAGUGAUCCUGUAUCACUCCAACUUGUCGCACGAGCCAUACGGGAAGGGCCUGCUUCGAGCCUUCCGUCCUGGUGCCAAGGAGGUGGUGUCCUACGAGGAGGACUACUCCAUGCGCAUGGCCAAGUCCGUGGAGGAGUCCCUCUUGUUUCUCAGCACGCCAGUGCAUGGGGAGUGCAACCCCCACGUCUACGAGCACCUGCGCCAGAUCACGAGGUUCUACACCAGCGACGGGCUUCCUGCAGCCCUCAAGUGCGGAGAACUCCUCACGCAGAUGCUGCCAAAUCUGACACUGGUUCACCGAGACACAGCGCAUGCCGUGAGGCUAGGCGGAAUAAGCGUGCAUUCUCUGCUAGUAAAAUAA